UUCACCUUCCAUUUUUCCUCCUUGUUUGUAAUAUAUAGAAGAGUUUAAGUAAAACAUUCUCAAUGAGAUAAAGACACAGAAUAUUCAAGAAAAUUGCCAAAAAGGAAGAAAAGUUUUUUCUUCUUCUUGUGGUUCUUGUUCUUCUUCAAAGUUCUAACCUAACCACUACAUUUAAAUCCUUUGAUCUUAUUCUACACAGAGUUUCCACAGAUUUUUAACCAUGUUGAAUCAAAGUUUGUUUGAGGAUCAAGAUUUCUCAUCCCAACUUGGAUUCUUUUCUUUUCCUUCUUCCAAUACUUUUUGCAGCUUAGCCUUUGGCAGCUGCAACAACAAUGGUUCUCAAACUGCUCCAAAAACUCUUCUUCCAGAUCAUCAUGCUGCUCAAGUAACACUUUCUGAAUCUGCUAAGCUUAAAGAAGAUGCGACGUCUCGUUACUUUGGUGAAUCCCAACUCCUCUCUUUGCAAGGAUCUCGUGCAAAUCUCUGGGCUUGGGGAGAAGUGAAUGACUGCAUGAUUACCAAGAAGAAUAUGAUGAAUGGAGGUGUAGAGAAUAAUAAUUUUCUGGGAGUUGCAUCCAUAAAGAUGAAGAAGAUUAAGUCAUCCAGGAGGAAAGUAAGAGAGCCCAGAUUCUGCUUCAAGACAUUGAGUGAAGUGGAUGUGUUGGAUGAUGGUUAUAAGUGGAGAAAAUAUGGACAGAAAGUUGUCAAAAACACACAGCAUCCCAGGAGCUACAAUGAAACUGCAAUGUCAUUUAGUACAAUGCCCCAAUGUGCAUAGUGCUGUCCACAAGGUUUAAAAAAAAAAGAAAAGAAAAGAAAAGAGAGAAACAAAUAGGAGCCCACACUCAAAGUUUAAAGCAACUCUAUAUGUGAUGAUGAAUCCAGCAAUUGCCAGUUUGCUACCAUCGAUCUGCUCCCACAAUUUUUGCUCCAUUGUUUUCCAUUUCCCUUUUCCCCAAUAUCAUUUUGGAAUUUCUUUUAUAGAUCUUUUUACCUUGUACUAGGUAACAGGAUAGAGUUAGAUACAUUGGCCUAGAUCUUUUUACCUUGUACUAGGUAACAGGAUAGAGUUAGAUACAUUGGCCUACCAACACAUAUGAAAGAUCGAAUUCCCAAAUAUAUUACUCAUUUCGUCACGAAAAAAAAUAAAAAACAUGUUUCCUGUAAUAAUUUCAUUCAAAAAAAUAUGACUAUAUUUUGAUAGAGUUGUCAUUUGAUAUGUUUUUUUCCCUCUUCUCUUUUGGAUUUAUCUAUAUAAAAUCAGGUACUCCGUCUUGUUUGUUAUUUACAAGUGUUAGUCGUGUAUUAUGUGAAAUACUUUAUUUUAUGUAAACUAGCUAGAUACUGAAAAUUCUGCCUAUUUUGAGUUAUGAUGUAG
Messenger RNA from Oldenlandia corymbosa var. corymbosa, 1378 nucleotides. NCBI's taxonomy places the organism in Eukaryota, Viridiplantae, Streptophyta, Magnoliopsida, Gentianales, Rubiaceae. The record is from the annotation of a GenBank genome assembly.